Molecule: messenger RNA, 3510 nt
Organism: Paramuricea clavata
Lineage: Eukaryota; Metazoa; Cnidaria; Anthozoa; Malacalcyonacea; Plexauridae
Source: the annotation of a GenBank genome assembly
AUGACCCAGAUUAAAGCGGAAAAUGUUCAAUUAAAACGAGAAGUCAAUGAGCUUAAUGCGAAAGUGUCUAAACUUGAAGAAGAACAAGAAAACAUCAACUCAUAUAGUCGACGGGACUGCCUUGAAUUUCACGAGAUACCACAAAAUUCAACAGAAAACACGGAUGAAUUAGUCAAGCGUGUCGCCAACUUAAUCGGAGUCGAAAUUAAUCCGUACGAUAUAUCUAUCUCCCAUCGUCUGCCAUCUAGAAGAGGAUCAACUCCACCCAUUAUUGCAAAAUUUACCAAGAGACGUACUAAAGAAAUUAUUUAUCAAAGCAAGAGAAAGUUGAAAUCUAGAAACUCGUCUGAUAUCGGUUGUGUCAAUACGGAAAACAAGUUAUUCAAAUCGCGUUUGCAGACGAGUUUUAUUACGGUUUUUAGUACUUCAAAGUGUCCUUUUUCCAAUUAUACUAGUCACUGUGUGUAAUUAGGUCCCACUUUUAAGAAAUUCAGCGUAGAAAAUAGUAGGAUUUGAAAGCUGUAUUUUGACAUGGCGUUCUUUGUUGCUAAAUAUUGUCACAAAUGCUCCGCAAUUGAAAACCUAAGUUAGUUUAGAUGAAAUUACGAUAGUUUUCCGGUGGUGGGUGUGAAUAUCAGAAAUUUUGAACAAAAACUUUUGAAAUUAUGUUUAUUUAAAUUCAGCCCAUUUUUUCGUUUAAUUAGCCGGCGAAUUUCUCCCGCAACGGUGCGAGACCAAAAAAUCGCUAAAACUUUGAAACUAAAUAUAUUUUCAAAAUUCCACAUAGCAUUUGUUUGUUGUUAAAGUAAAUGUAGUUCACGGUAAAAGUUUCGAAGAAAUUUAUUUUUCGAGCCCCAAGUCAGUGGGCGGUUUUUAGAGACACACGCUCUUAAAUCAGCUUAUGAAGCAAUCCUAUAAUGGGGGGUGAAAGGUUUUCAGAUCGUCGGAUUUCACAGAAAAAAUUGUUCGGAUUUCGGAUCUGGCAAAUAUUUACAUGGAUUUACGGGUCUUAUUAAAACAGUGGAUUGCGGAUUUAUCUCAUAUUUUGGCUCGGAUUGUGGAUUUAGCUUGCAAUUUAGUUUGGAUGCUGGAUUGUGACUUCAUAGUAGAGCUUUUAGCAGAUUCAAAUUUAGACAAGACCAUUGUCGGAUCGUGGAUUUUGCUUCAAAUAUGGGUGGAUCAGUGGAUUUGUAUACCCCUAUUCAACCCCCCUAUAAUCCUAACAUGUUCUGUGACUAAUGCACCAUAUAACAAAAUUUUAACGUAACAUAAUAAUUGUGAAUGCUGUGACUACAUAUAUAAAAUGUACCAUAUAUGAAAAAAUACAUGAGUAGUCAGUAUAUAUUAUUUAUGAAUAGACAAUCGAUAUUAUUAUUAAGAGAAGCAUGCACGGUUACUCACCUAAAAGCUUUACGAUGUUACUUUGGGCAAUCUUCUAAGAUAUAACAAAAAGUUUUUGUCAGAGAAUUUUGACUUAUGUACAUAGCCAGAGCAAAAUAUAGAAUACUCGUCAUUCUGUAGAAAGCCGCCAUCUUUGUUUUACGGCCUGUUACUAAUUAGUUGACCUGAGUGUUUAAUGCAUGCACGCACACACACACACAACUCCUCGAUAGCAUAGUAUCUAGCGCUCCGCACAGAGACAAUGAAGAGAUUUUAGAUGAUAUGCCAAAGAGAAAAUGAUGUCUGAAGUUCAGUAAGUUUUGCUUAUACAGAUAUUGCACAGCACACUCCCUAUAAGGAUUUUUCACUGAUUGGUUACAUUAGGACUGGAACUGAUGUGAAGCAGAUUCGCGUCAUUUAGUAAAAUGUAUAAAGCUAAAACAAGGUAAUUUUGAGGAGAGCACCAAAAAGAUUAAAUUCGGUUUUGAACACUUUUCAUUGCAAAUACAUGACAUUGACAUCCAUUACCGUUUGUUAUGGUCUUGUAUCCACGAUGGUAAAACUCUUUGUUGUGAGGUUGUCGACGUUUGGUGGAUGACGAGCAAAUUGAGAGAUACACAUGCACACUUCAAAAACUAUUACCAACUUACUUCCGCUUGCCGUCCUAAAUAUUUGACGUUGUAGGUACUUGAGCUAUUGACUUAUUUAGAACAACGUCCUAGUCACAGUCCUCUGCUUAGCCCUGACGUCCUAGCUGACGUCGACGUUGUAGAUAUUAAGCUAUCUAUUAUCUAAUUUUAAAGUAUUAUUUUUGGGAAACAGUUACGUUGUAUAUAAUGUUGUAUUGCACACAGUUUUAUUUGUCAACUAUCAGUGUAAAUGUACUGUAUAUACAAUAUGUUCCUUACAUAAUGAGUAGAAGAUAUUUUAUUGCUAUUUUUUAAAGGGUUUAUCCUGUGUUACGCUUGGUGAAUCAAGAGAAGGCAAAGAAACAACUGAAAGUUGUUUCAAAUGGGUGCUACAGUUCAGAGCAACUAAGAUGCUUUGGCAUUGGCCGAAUAUAUACGUACAACCGCUUCAAAGAAGUAUUCCUUUGACGGAAAGUGUGCGUUUGCAGGAAGAAAGGGAACAUUGUUUAAUGUGUGGUGAAACGUUUUCUGUUAGCGAAUGUGUGAUCAUCUACGAGUUUGCAAGGUGCAUAUAAUUUAGAUAUAUCAGAUGCAUAUGUAUUUAAAAUGAUAAACUACGCCAGGAUGGAUCCAGCAUGAUCUGGUAGAGGGUGAUCCGACACAUAACUACAGUAAUGCAAAUGGAACCAUGAAAUGCCAUGUCCUGUGAUGUGGGCAUCAAAUUCAUAUCUCCAUUUCUCAAUUAUCCAUGUCUCAUACCACUCAAUCUCAGAGCCCCAUUAGCCAUGUUGCAUACCACUGUGGCAAGGCACUAGUUGAUAGUCUUGCUUGACUACUGAAUUUGAAUUGUUUUCUUAUCAUCAUGUGGAUUACUGGAAUUACUGUAUCUCAUUUUGUCUGUAAUAUUUUUUUGUUUCUUAAAAUCAGAAACCCCCAGCAUCCCCUCUUGUUCCAGUAUGGCUUAAGGCUAAUUGAAUGAAAAUUACAAACAUGUAUUUUUAAUAAACUACAAUACUUAACAAUUCCUAUAGCAUUAUAAUUCUUCAGAUGAAGAUGAAACUGAAGAGAGAGAUGAGAAUGUCCAAUCAGGAAUUAUAAGUCAAAGGUUAAUAUCAAUUCAUAGAAUGUUUCAACAUAACAUAAAUAUAGUUUACUAUGCAUAUGAUUACAUAAUUUGAACUGGUAACGUUUGAAUCACAGAAUACGAAUAUAUAAUCGAAUCAAUAAUGUAACUGCUCUAUAGAAAAUCACACAUUUCCAUUGUAGGUGACAAAACAUCAUUUCAAUUGUUUUCAAAUUUAUCUUCAGAAACGACGUCGUUCAAGUUACAGAUGAUGACGCAUUAAUUGAAAAUACCACAACUUUGUCAUUUGCCGUAACACAACCGGUAUCUAAUGCUGAUGCAGAAGGCAACUCAGCCAAUGGCAGUGACCUGGAUUCGACAGCCCCAGCUCCAAGACAAAUUGAUGCACUGAACUUGAAAACAGGAAUACCCAGAUGA